AUGCUAACGGACUAUUUGCUGCCUGAAAUUGAAGCCCGUAAUCUCGAUGACAUUUGGUUCCAACAAGACGGCGCCACUUGCCAUACAGCCCGUGCAACCAUGGCUUUAUUGCGAGAACAAUUCGAUGAACAGUUAAUUUCACGAUUUGGACCAGUGAAUUGGCCUCCUAGAUCAUGUGACAUCACACCUCUAGACUUUUUCCUUUGGGGCUACGUGAAGUCCAAAGUCUAUAUGGAUAAGCCGAAUACGAUUGAGGAAUUGGAAGCCAACAUUACUCGGAUGCCAUUAGGAAGUUACUUGUCUAUUCGGUGUGCUCUGGCGUUAUUUUUCCUGCAAAUUGCCACGUUCACAAUGCUGCUGCCGACCUGCCCCCCGGAAUGUAUUUGCCUUUCGCAAACCCAGGUGCUGUGCAAUUCGGGGGGCUUGAGGGAGAUCCCCAAGAAGCUGCUGCCACCCACCGUCGAACACCUGUCGCUCACCCGCAACCACUUCCCCAUCAUCAAGAGCGACUCUUUCGCCGGCCUCCGAUACCUGCGGAAGCUCUCCCUCGACGGGAAUAACAUAUCCAUUAUCAAACCGUUCGCGUUUAGGGGCCUGCCCAGGCUCAAAGAGCUCUCCAUCCAGCAGACGCCCCUAGCGACGGUGGCGCAGUUCGCUUUCGCGGGCCUGCAGAAUAUCACCUCGAUCUACCUCAGUCACAACAAGAUCAGGAAGGUGGAGGGGUACGCCUUUGCGGGGACGUCGAACCUGAAGCUGUUAGUUUUAACGAACAACCCGAUACACAAAAUCGAGAGCCACGCUUUCAGCGGACUCACCAAUGUGGAGCGGCUCAGCUUUCCCUCGGGUGUGAGACAGCUGGAACCAGAUGCCUUCAAUGGAUUGGAAAGCGUGGGCUACAUAAAGCUGGCCUUCAUGGACCUCCCUGGUUUGACAAUCGGCGCGUUUCGAGGCCUUACUAACAUAGGAGUCCUCUCAAUCCAAGAGUCCGACUUGGGCAUCAUCGAAGGCUCUGCUUUCGACGGCAUGACUUUCAUAAAGUCACUUAACAUACUCAACAACAAGAUAGACGCAAUAGAGUACUUGAACAUCACUCAGGAACAAAGAAUAGGACACAUGAAGAUGCAGGGCAACCACAUCCUGGAAAUACCAAAAGCCGAAACCCUUACUAUUGAAGUGGAGAAACUAACUGUGAUAUCAAACCAUUUCCCGUGCAACUGCCAUAUUCACUCACUGUUAGAAGGCCCCUUGGCCAACGGUAGCAUUUUAGAUUUUAUAUCCAAGAACUUUUGCAUAUCACCACUCGAGGUCAACGGACUGCCCAUGACCAACAUAGAGGUGGAAUCCAUAGGCAGGUGCGAAGAGGAAGUGACGAGGGAAAACUUAGAAGCUUCAAAGGAUUCCGUAAAUCCUUCUAGUCAAAUUAGUGUCGCGAUCGUCAAUAGCUUUUGUUUGAUAGUGUUGACGGUGUUUGUUAGGUGA
Molecule: messenger RNA, 1479 nt
Organism: Anoplophora glabripennis (Asian longhorned beetle)
Lineage: Eukaryota; Metazoa; Arthropoda; Insecta; Coleoptera; Cerambycidae
Product: chondroadherin-like
Exons: 4
Coding region: 1-1479 (492 amino acids)
Molecular function (GO): protein binding; nucleic acid binding
Source: RefSeq, a predicted model, not a curated record